AUGGAUGAUGAUAACACAACACAUACCAACAAUAACCAUAAGAAGCGCAACAGUGAUAUCACCAUGGACAUUGAUUCAGACAACAUGAGUCAGUCAGAUUAUACCCCAAGUCCUCGACCUGCAAAGAGAAAAGUCUCAAUGGCAACACGUAGGCAUUCAAGGAUGCUGUAUUUAGAAAAAUAUGGUCUCAACCAACCAGGAUGGCAUACUUCUGGAGAUGAUUAUGACUCUAACAACUCAGCAACCCCUACUGACGAAGAUCAUGGUAUGGAUUUCACAAAUGAACCUGAAGGAAUCGAAGCAGAAGCACCAACAUCACCAGCCACUUUUGCUCCAAACACACAAGCCAUAGUAGACAAUCCUGUGAAACGUCCUGUUUCUAUCCGAAAUUUCGUUCAAAAUAGCACCUUUCAAAAGCGUCCAGCUCGAUUCAUCAAACCUCAAAAGUCUGAAAAGAACAACGACGUUCCUCCUGCUGAAUUUACCGAGGCGCAUGUACUGAUGGAAGAAUACACAGAAAAGGUAUACAUGGAAGGAUAUCUCCACAAGAGAAACGACCUCAACUCCAAUGGCUCUUCAUGUGGAUCCAAGAAGUGGAGUCUCUGGUACGUUGAAUUGUGCGGCCCCGUGCUGACAUUGUGGGAGUCUGAGAGCAAGGGCAACAAGGAUGUGUACCCCCAGUACAUCAACAUCACAGAUUCCACUGUUGUCAAUGAGAGUCGUCUUACUGCUGAAACUCGGCCCAACCUCUUUUCACUGAAUUCAGCUGGUGCCAAUCGCUUUCUAUUGCAAGCCGCUACACGUGAAGAGACACAUCGAUGGAUACUGGCGAUUCGUUUAUCGUGCUUUGAAUGUUCUCGUAUACAGGAAAUCUACACCAAAUCAUUCAUCAGUCGUCCCCAGUUCAGCAGCAUUUUGGCCGCCAAAAAACCGAACGGUACUACGAUCACAGAGGGGUUUGUUCAGGUGAGAUUCCCGGGCGCAACAGGAUGGAAAAAAUUCUGGGCUGUUGUUUCCAAUUUCAAGGUCGAGAAGCGAUUGUUCAACAAAAAAACAGUACCGACGAAUGGACAAGUGAUGUUUUUUGAGUCCAGAAAAGCGAAAUACCCCAUGAUGACACUGGAGAACGUGGUACAAGCCUACACUGUGUACCCAGAAUCACCGAAAUUGAUCAACAUGGCAACGCUGUUUAAAUUGGAAGGCAGUUUGUACAAGAAUAAGCCCAACGGUCGAGGCCAACAGUUGGUCAGUGCGUCCUCCAGCGCUUUGAUGAUGUCCUCCAACACAAAUGAAUUGGUGCAGUGGCUCGUAGGCUCCUUUGAUGCAUUCAAGCUGUACGGAAGACCAGCGACAUUACUGCAAGAUCCCAAGAAUCCUCAAUCACUGAAUUUCGCAGAGAGUAUUGGCUUGUUUCUGGAGUUGGAUGAAGUGGAGAGCGUUGAUGCCGACCAUGGAAGCACUCUUUUAGGCUCCAAAAAAGAGUUCACAGCUCUCUUGCAACAGAAGUUUCUUUAUGGAUUGCCUAGACCCGCCAUUAAGACAUCAUCUUCAGCUCCUGAAAGAGCAGCUCCUGCACCACCAACACCACCACAGAGUACUGGACUUGUCAACAAUCGUAGACUUUCAAAUCGAUCCAUCAUUCCAGGCCAAUCGAGAAGCAAUCCUGCUUAUGUUCAACCUACCCAGCUUCGCACUGUGACCUGUGCAAGCGAUGUCAGUGAUGAAGACGAGGAAGAAGAACAAGCAAGCGACAGUGAUAGCGAUGCAUCCUUGUAUCAACUUGGUUCCAAGCCAAAGAAGCCACUGAACACCAUAGAUAAAUCAUCACUCGUCAAGCCCAUUACACCCAACACAUCCAAAUCCAGCUCUGAGAUAUCCGAGGUUUCGCCUGCUACUAUUCCUGCCACUGCUGAUCUGUUCUUACCUCCAGUAACUGACAUGAUGAUUGAUGACAGCUUCUCCAACGCCAUCUUGUCUCACACCAAUCCUCGAUUCCAGCCAUCAGAAAAAUACCCCAGCGACAAGACAGAGGAACACGCCAGCAGCACAUCUGAAUCUGAAGGAUCCUCCAACCACAAGCCAUCUGUCUCCAUGGGCACACCAUUCUAUGCUCAACAACGCAGCGCUUCCAUGAUGCAGCUGUCGCAACCCCCUCAGCACCCUUGGCCCAUGUUUGGCUCCACUGGGUCAGUCGUGAUGGGCGAUUAUCCUUCCUCUUUCUAUGGGCACAGCAACAAUAACAGUGCGAAUAAAUGGGAAACAUCCUCUGUAGAUCCUCGUAUGAUGGCAGGAGGAGAGCAAUCCUACUUUAGCAGCCGUGAAUCCGUUCAUCCACCUCGAGCUCUCUACGCAGGCAGUACAGCUGGAAACGAAGCAGAAGAAGAAGAAGAAGAGGACGAGGACGACAAUGUGCCGAUUGGCGACAACUUGAUUACGCGCGACAGUCUGUUGCAUCACGCCGGCAGUGAUAGAGUCUCGGCCAAGCAAGUGGAACACCAUGCUAGAGCAACUGGACAGCCCAUGAUCUACGUCAACACUAGCAAAAAGAUGGCUCCUCGUGUCGGUUUAAUGGGCGUGAUUUCUGAAAAGGAACGCGAAAAGAAGGCUGGGCGCAGUAACACCAUGGAUGAGCAAAUGAUGAUGCGUGAACGUAUGAUGUUGGAGCAAAGACAGCAGCAAAUGAUGAUGAUGCAGCAGUUUAUGCCUCCUUACAACAACGGCAUGAUGCCCAUGAUGAUGCCCAUGAUGGAUCCAAGAAUGAUGCCCAUGAUGGACCCCAGAAUGAUGCCAGCACAGCCAAUGAUGCUAUACGAUCCGCGUAUGAUGGCGUAUAUGCAACAGCAACAACCUUAUGUGUCUUCUCCAGUGGUACCCUCGCCAAGCAUCAGCAGUGGCAGCAGCAUAGUUAAUGGACCUCGUUAUCAGCAGCAGCAAUACUAUAGCAAUGACAGCACAGCCAGCCUGAAUACAGAACGAAGGGGCAAGCAAGGCUCUCCUAGAAAAGCAACGACUGCCAUGUCCUCGGCAGGAUCUAUAUCAAAUCAAAGCGUUCGCAGCACAGCAACCAUUACACGCUAUACACACAACACAAGACGCAACGCAAACCAGCAUUAA
Mucor velutinosus is the source of this 3114-nucleotide messenger RNA. It is a transcript of the gene PRI2, whose product is annotated as DNA primase subunit pri2. The record is from RefSeq and is a predicted model, not a curated record. Lineage: Eukaryota; Fungi; Mucoromycota; Mucoromycetes; Mucorales; Mucoraceae. The coding region runs from base 1 to 3114 and encodes 1037 amino acids. The transcript has 2 exons.